CACAGCAUCUUUCAUUCAAAAAAUAUGCAGGUUUAUAAAAUUACAGAGAAAAUUAAGCAAGGUGACAUUCACUAUAUUAAAACAUUUCUUAAAGAAAAUCCAGAUAAAAUCAACCAAACAAAUUCUUGGGGUCUGACUUACCUGAUGGUUGCUUGUCAACAAGGCAACACAGAUUUAAUAAAUUUGUUGAUUGAUGCUGGGGCUGAUUUAGACAUGAGUGACAAAGGUGGAAACACAGCUUUACAUUAUGCUGUGACGAACCACCAACGAGAUGCUGUGGCCCUCAUGAUUUCCAGGCAAGCUAAUGUCAACAGUCAGAAUUUCCGAGGCAACAGUCCUCUCCAUCGGGUAGUGAAGGAGAAGGACUGGAAAGAUGUGUUAGAAGUCCUAUUAAAUACCCGUGGAAAAUACAUAUUACAGAUCAACCAACAAAAUAGCAAUGGUGACACCCCUCUGCAUCUGGCUUGUCAUUGGGGACACAUGGACAUCAUUCAUAAAUUACUGCAGCAGUCUUACAUUAAUGUCAACGUGGUGGACAAUAAAGGCGACAUGCCUCUACAUCUGGCCUGCCGUGGUGGACAGACAGACAUCGUUUACUUGUUACUGCAGUCUAACUCUGUUGCGAAUGUGGGUAACAUCAAUGGUUACACACCUCUACAUUGGGCCUGUCGUGGUGGCUACAUAGACAUUGUUCACCUAUUACUACAGAUGCCAGACCCUGCUGUUAAUGUGGGGGACAUUAAAUAUGGUUACACACCUCUACACUGGGCUUGCCUUGGUGGACACACAGACAUCGUUCACUUAUUACUGUUGCUCUCUAAGCCUGAUGUCCAUGUCGUGGACAGUGCCGGUAACACACCUCUACAUGUGGCAGUUCUAUGGCAACGUUAUGAUAUACUGACUUUAAUGCUGUCCCAGGAUUCGGUGAAACUGGAUCUCAAGAAUCGUAACAAAAUGACACCAUUGCUUCUAGCUGUCUCCGGAGGGCAUCUUGGAAUGAUCCACACCUUAAUUUCCAAAAGAGCAAGCAUACAUGCUGUUGAUGGUGGUGGUAAUAAUUGUAUGCAUCUUGCUGUGGAGAAAAAGGUGUUUCAUUCUGAGGGUGAACACUUAGAUAUUUUAGAUGAGUUCUGCUUGAAAUUCUCUUUGAGUAAGAAAGACAGGCUCUCUGGUACAGUAGUCGCUAGCUAUCUUGCUUAUCAGGGAGCCAACUUUUACCAUAAAAACAGUGAGAAUGUGACCCCACUGGACCUCAUUAAGAAUUUGCAUUUAAAAGAGCAAAUACAAGCAUUUUUCCCACCACCGCAAUUACCAUGUCUAAUAUGUGAAGAUAAAGAGGCCACUGUAACAUUCCAGCCCUGUGAACAUACUGUGAUGUGUGAGGAAUGUUGUUCCAAAAUUAAGCGUAAAACCUGCCCCCAGUGUCGACAACCUGUAGCUGGCAAGAGUGGAUUUGAUGGAUCCCAAGCGGACGACCAAACCACGUGUACAUGUACAAUAUGUAUGGAGCGGCGUUGGAACAUGGUCUUUGAAUGUGGCCAUACCACUUGUAAAGAAUGUGGAGAACGACUUCACAAGUGUCAUUUGUGUAGGAAACAAAUUGAGAAAAAGAUUAUUAUUAUUAAACAUUGAUCAACCGUU
Molecule: messenger RNA, 1641 nt
Organism: Octopus sinensis (East Asian common octopus)
Lineage: Eukaryota; Metazoa; Mollusca; Cephalopoda; Octopoda; Octopodidae
Product: E3 ubiquitin-protein ligase MIB2-like
Exons: 10
Coding region: 25-1632 (535 amino acids)
Molecular function (GO): protein binding
Source: RefSeq, a predicted model, not a curated record